This is a messenger RNA of Mus musculus (house mouse), 2674 nucleotides long. RefSeq names its product cytochrome P450, family 19, subfamily a, polypeptide 1 (gene Cyp19a1). Lineage: Eukaryota; Metazoa; Chordata; Mammalia; Rodentia; Muridae. Gene Ontology annotation, cellular component: endoplasmic reticulum; endoplasmic reticulum membrane. Gene Ontology annotation, molecular function: oxidoreductase activity, acting on paired donors, with incorporation or reduction of molecular oxygen; oxidoreductase activity, acting on paired donors, with incorporation or reduction of molecular oxygen, reduced flavin or flavoprotein as one donor, and incorporation of one atom of oxygen; aromatase activity. The record is from RefSeq and is marked validated. The transcript is spliced from 9 exons. Gene Ontology annotation, biological process: positive regulation of estradiol secretion; ovarian follicle development; female gonad development. Bases 343 to 1854 code for a protein of 503 amino acids.
ACAGCAUUGUGAUUGUUCCUCUGGAAUGAACUUCAGAGAGUUGACUCUCAAUUGAGCACGUCACUCUACUAACUCAAGGGCGAGAUGAUAAGGUUCUAUCAGACCAACUGUUGAACAGAACCUGAGCCUCCCAAGGUCAUCCUUGUUUUGACUUGUAACCACAAAUUUGUCUUGUCUAAGUGUCCAAUCACUAUAAAACAAAAUGCCCAUCUCUCCAAUCCAGCACCCUUCCAAGUGACAGGAGCCACAGCCAAACCGCUGGGUUACGUUCUAACUCCACCACUGCUUUCUUCCCAUAGAACUUUACUUUUUUUUUUUUCUUCUGAGGCCAAAUAGCGCAAGAUGUUCUUGGAAAUGCUGAACCCCAUGCAGUAUAAUGUCACCAUCAUGGUCCCGGAAACUGUGACUGUCAGUGCCAUGCCACUCCUGCUGAUCAUGGGCCUCCUUCUCCUGAUUUGGAAUUGUGAGAGCUCGUCUUCAAUACCAGGUCCUGGCUACUGUCUGGGAAUUGGGCCCCUCAUUUCCCAUGGCAGAUUCUUGUGGAUGGGGAUUGGAAGUGCCUGCAACUACUACAAUAAGAUGUAUGGAGAGUUCAUGAGAGUCUGGAUCAGUGGAGAGGAGACACUCAUUAUCAGCAAGUCCUCAAGCAUGUUCCAUGUCAUGAAGCACAGUCACUACAUCUCCCGAUUCGGCAGCAAGCGUGGGCUGCAGUGCAUCGGCAUGCAUGAGAACGGCAUCAUAUUUAACAACAACCCGAGCCUUUGGAGAACAAUUCGCCCUUUCUUUAUGAAAGCUCUGACGGGCCCUGGUCUUGUUCGAAUGGUGGAAGUUUGUGUGGAGUCCAUCAAGCAGCAUUUGGACCGGCUGGGCGAAGUCACCGACACCUCGGGCUACGUGGAUGUGUUGACCCUCAUGAGACACAUCAUGCUGGACACCUCUAACAUGCUCUUCCUGGGGAUCCCCCUGGACGAAAGUGCUAUUGUGAAGAAAAUCCAGGGUUACUUUAACGCCUGGCAAGCUCUCCUCAUCAAACCAAACAUCUUCUUUAAGAUUUCUUGGCUCUACAGAAAGUAUGAACGAUCCGUCAAGGACUUGAAAGACGAGAUAGCUGUUUUGGUGGAAAAGAAGAGACACAAAGUUUCCACAGCUGAGAAACUGGAAGACUGUAUGGAUUUUGCAACUGAUUUGAUUUUCGCUGAGAGACGUGGAGACCUGACGAAAGAGAACGUGAAUCAGUGCAUACUGGAGAUGCUGAUUGCAGCCCCUGACACCAUGUCGGUCACUCUGUACUUCAUGUUACUUCUCGUCGCAGAGUAUCCAGAGGUCGAAGCAGCAAUCCUGAAGGAGAUCCACACUGUUGUGGGUGACAGAGACAUAAAGAUCGAGGAUAUCCAAAAUUUAAAAGUGGUGGAAAACUUCAUUAAUGAAAGCAUGCGGUACCAGCCUGUUGUGGACUUGGUCAUGCGCAGAGCUCUGGAGGAUGACGUAAUUGACGGCUACCCGGUUAAAAAGGGAACUAACAUCAUUCUGAACAUCGGAAGAAUGCACAGGCUCGAGUACUUCCCUAAGCCCAAUGAAUUUACCCUUGAAAACUUUGAGAAGAAUGUUCCCUACAGGUACUUUCAGCCUUUUGGCUUUGGGCCCCGCGGCUGUGCUGGGAAGUACAUCGCCAUGGUGAUGAUGAAAGUUGUCUUGGUUACACUUUUGAGACGAUUCCAGGUGAAGACACUGCAAAAAAGGUGUAUUGAAAACAUACCGAAAAAGAAUGACCUGUCCUUGCACCCAAAUGAGGACAGGCACCUUGUGGAAAUAAUUUUCUCUCCAAGGAAUUCAGACAAGUACCUCCAACAGUGAAGAAGUGUGGCCUAUCUACUCUGGGGCAUUACUUAUCCGUAAUUACAUGGAAACCAUCCAUUUUAUCGAGUAGGUGGCGUGAACCUCACCAUGAACAUUUGAUGGUCUGUAGAAUUUUAUGAUCAUAGCUCCUAUGGUUUGUCAUCAAGCUGGGCAUCCAUCCAGGGAGCCAGGAUGCAAAAGAAAGGAGUCUGUGUUGGGGACCAGUGAAGAAACUGAAGCCUUAAAGGACCAAUCCUACAAUAUAUACCUUGGGAAAGACAGACCAUCAGUAAAACACGUCUGGUCUCCUGCUAGAGUUCUACAGCUGUUGUCAGCACAUCGAAAUGACUCUGGCAGAAGUACUUAAGUUAUUAGAAAGGCCAGGUCAACAUCCCAGCAUGUGGGCCAGGCAUAAAUGAACAACAGGACUUUCAUAUGUGUGUGUGUGUGUGUGUGUGUGUGUGUGCGCGCGCGCGUGCGCGCCCACAAGCAUGUGCCAUGUACGUAUGCAAGUCUGUGUGUGUACUUGUGCAUGCAUGAAUACAUAGUGUGUGUGUGUGUGUGUGUGUGUGUGUGUGUGUGUGGUAGACUCUUUCUACAUUAAACCCAGUUGCUUACGGUGGAUCCACAUGUAAACUGUUUGGGGGCAAAAGUGAAAUAUAGGGUGUCGUUUCUUACUCUCAAUUUGUGCUCCCAGGAGUGUAGUUAGACUGUAGUAGGUAUAGAUUCAGGUAAAACAUGCCUAAGUAGUAUUAGCCUGAGUAAAAUAUAGCUAGGACUCUAUGUGUGGUGUAGGGGGAAAAAUCACAUGGUGCAUUUCAAAUAAAGAAGUCUUUUU